Messenger RNA from Porites evermanni, 12572 nucleotides. Lineage: Eukaryota; Metazoa; Cnidaria; Anthozoa; Scleractinia; Poritidae. The record is from the annotation of a GenBank genome assembly.
GGAAGACGCAAGGUAAAGCCACAUGAAAAACGAACAUGAAAGAGAGCAGCUUAUUCUCAGGGGAAACAAAACAUGGCGUUCCCGAAACAACUCGGACUUCUUAUCGUUCUCGUAGCGACGAGAAGUUUGGCGCAGGACUUAGGUAAGUAGUAAACAAGAACCUGAUUACAUACAUGUAAAUAAAUGAAUUUUAAGUUUGUACUUUUGAUGGGUUUUUAAUAGUUUGUCUUUUGCCAAAUUGAUCCGGCAAUGGUUUGGCUUUCUAGCACUGCUGGUUUGCGUGGGGUGUUGAAAUGUAGAGCACAUGCAACUAUGCAAGAAUUAAGAUACGGUUUCAGGUUUUAUGACUGUUGAGUAAACUCUAAAUGUUUAUUAUGAGCGUAACAAGGGAAGGAACUUCCUUAAAUUUUAGCUUGGAUAUUUCAAGAUCAAUAUGCACGCGCAAUGAAUUGUGCAGGUUAGCACUUUAUUGUAUUGGUCCAUCUGGUCUAUCCAAAAUUGUUGAGUGUUGAAAAAUAUUGGUAAGCAAAACCCUUGUUCUGGUCCCUUUCCUGUGUACCAGGAUUUGAGUAUGCACUAUGACUGGCUUUUUAAAAAAGCCAUUGUUGAUUUGCUAAUCAGGAUGAAAGGAAAUUUGAAACACACUUCUGGUAAUUGGUUGAAUCCAUCGAGGGCCAAGAACAAGGAUUUUAGCUCUGCCUCGCAGGCGUUACUAACCAUGCAAGGUUUUAUUACAUCUGUAGCCUCCCACGCACACAUUUUUAGGCAUUCGUCACACAAUCCCACUAACGUGUUGGGAGGAAUGAUUGCGUGACGAAUGCCUAAGAACAUCUGCUUGGAGGCUAUUACAUCUGUGACCCAGACUAAAACAUAUGGGGCCAUGUAGAAGUCUUACAAAAAUCUUAACCAAGUCUUAAAUUGUCAGCAGUCUUGAGUAAAAGUAGGACCUCAAGUGCUGCAUUCUACUGACUACCCCCGGGUCUCCUACAAUGGAAAUGUUGUAAAAUGCUAUGUUUGGUUACAUGCCUGUUGCCUUCCUUGUGAGUGGUGUUUUUCACAUGCGCUAGUGAAUUUUGCUCACUUAAGUCUCUCUGAGGAAAAUGAGGGUCUGCUCAUAAUCUAGAAUUUACUUAACCUUGGGUAGUAAUGUCAACUGUAAUUUCUAAACCAAUAACAAGUUAUUGGGCUACAUUUAUGAGCUACUGGAGCUUAUUAGGGGAAUUUUUUUCCUAGUUAAUUUGCAUAUUUUAGUUUUAUCACAAAUUUUGUACCAAUCAUCGUUCUAAAACUUGUCAGUAUUUAGAAAAAAAAGAGCACCUUUCAUCAACUACAGAAGUUUACCCCUGCAAAGUCAUUGAUAACAUUAAUUAACUCACUUUUCUCUUUUCUCGAGGGUACUUUAUAAUUAAGGUUCUUUUUAAAUGCCUAAAUUGCAGUUUCCUUACUUAUUCUGUACCUUAACUCAUGAACUUCCUACUCUUAUAAUUAUGUACUUCUUACUAGUAACCUAGGUAUGACUUUCGGGCAGAUCCUUCCUGCAUAGUCCACUACAGGCCAUAUCAAGGGAAGGGGCCAUGGGGCAUAUUUGUGAGCAACAGAUGGAAACUUUUUUUGUGAGAAGACAACUUGCAUGGGCCCUUUCUCAUUUGGCCUUUCAGUAUGAAAAUUAUCAUUCCAGAAGGAAUGUCUAAGUACUUGUGCCAAACUACCAGAUGAGACUUGUUUUGAGACCUACCUUGAGAGCACCCUUCCCCUUCUCCUGGACGGACUUUCCCUGACUAUGUCAAUGGAGUAUAUCCUUUAGGAUUUGGCAAUUUGUCUGUAUUGUGAUCGCAGUCAUCUUUUAUGGAAGUUGGGCCAGGGGUACAGUUGUUCCCGGACUCGUUUCUUUUGAGGUCAUGUGGUGUGUUUUCUCUCCUUUCAAGGUUUUUUAAAAGAAGCGACUUGUUAAAACAUUUAGCUAUAAAAAAUUGCUUAUAAACGAUUUAAAAAAACAUUUUUUUUCUUAAAAAUUUUUUUACAAAUAGUUAAAUAAUAUUUGAGGUUCUCAGACAUCAUUAUCAAGUAAAAAAAUACAGUAUGAUGUUCUAUAAAUAUAAGAAAAACAAUAGUUCAUUAACAAGAAAAGUAACAUAUAAAAUAUGUUACAAGUUAAACAAAGAGGCUAGCACUGAUGGAGUCACUCUGAGUGUAAGGGUUAGCCUAAGUUCUUUGAUGAAUAACAUUUUGUAAACGAGGGGCUCAAAUUUUCUGUGGCACUUCCUUGAGCGCACAAAAUUGACCCUCAUUCAGUCAUUUAAGGUUUUUCCUUAGUAUUGCAUUGUGCAUCAUUACUGCACAUAAUUUCAUGUAUGAUUAAGGUAAACUAUGCGAAUUAAAACAUGGUGGCUAUUGCCUCAUGGCUGGCGCUCUCCAUUGAGGUAAAUCGUCAUUUUCUCUUUAAUGGGGAAUGGUGACCUAUCCUUUUUUUCUCUUCUUUCAAAAUUCAAGUAGUAACUAUCUUUCUCUAGGAUAAAUAUAGACCAAUUCUCAGUGCAGAAAAAGAAACAAUUGUCAGCAUGUACUCGUAAAUAUAAUCUUACUGGUAUUUUAAGGAAUUUUUGCAUAUAUACAAGUUGGUACUGCUCCUAAACAAGUUUCAGGACCCCCCCCCCAAUUUUUUUUAUAAAACUUAAGUUUCUAUAAUAAAAUAAACAACCAACAGGUAAAAUUUGACAAAAAUCUCACUGCAGGUUUUAUUUCAUAGGAAUGACCUUCAGGGAGGUCAUGUGUUUCUCUUUUCUGUUAUUGUAGGAGUAGUAAGCACUUUGGCUGGGGGUGGAAGGAUUCAUGAAGGCAGCAAGACAGACUGUAAGGAUUACUCAUCAUCUAUGAUGGAUGGAAUAGGAACAGAAGCCCGGUUCAAUUACCCCUGGGGUAUUGAAUUUGACCCUAGAGAAAAUGUGUUGUAUGUUGCAGACUGUGUAAGUUUUUUGUGGCAUAUAUUCUUUUGAAAUGCUGCCUGUUUGAAGUACAUGUAAUCUCAUUAAGGUACUUGCAUGUCAUGGAAAGCCUGAAUAGUCAUGGAACCAGGACUGAAAAUGCUCGUGAAAUAUAAGGAGAGCUCAUUGUAAAUCGUAAAAAAAUUAAUUGGAUCUCAGAUUUUGUUUGUCCUCUGUUUUAAAAGGGAUGUCCUGAAACAGUCCACAGUAAUGACCGUAUAAGGAAGAUUGACAUUAGUACUCGUGAGUAUACCGAGUUCAUUCCAUUUUUUUAAAGGCCAGUUCUUUAUCAUGUCAUGCACUCAUCUAAUGCUACCUCACCUCUACAUUGUUGACCCAGUAUUAAACAGUCAGUAAGAUUGAUGCCCCAUGCAUCGCCAAUAAACCAUGCCCCUUUGUGAAUGGUAAAUACCUUCUCCUUUUCGGAUCUUCUACUAAUCUAAAUUCUUAAUGUUACAUUGGGAAAACAAGAUCUACUGUUGGAUUUGCUUGAUGCACACCUUUUUUAUAUAUAUUCAAUAUUCCUUAUGCAUUUAUUCCUAGACUACAAGUAGUCCCUAAUUUUUCUCAAGCAAGAGUAUAGGGAAUAAAAUACCGUAAACUUUAACUUAUAAGGGGGUUUUAGGUGGUCAUAUAAAUGGGGGGCUUAUAUCCGCACUAAAUAUCAACAUAAAAUUUUUGAAAUCACUCGCCUUUUUAAUCUUCAAAACGUUAUUAAAAAUCGAAUUCAUUUCAGUACUAGUUAGAGGGGGGCUUAUAGCCAGAUGAAUUUUUUGUUUACAGGUAGAUAGGGCUAUAAGUGGGAGUGUGUGUGGGGGGUGGGGGGUCUUUAAAGAGGAGGUUUAUGGUAUGCGAGUGCAUCUUAAAAGGCACAUCGUCGAGAAAGUAAGUUUUAGCUCUUUAUAGCACGACAGUGACCAGAAAACCACUCGACUAGCUUCAAAACGCGUUUUUCGGCAAAAUCUCUAGGAGCGAAUGGGUUAAGGUACUUGCAGGUCAUGGAAAGCCUGAAUAGUCAUGGAAACCAGGACUGAAAAUGCUCGUGAAAUAUAAGGAGAGCUCAUUGUAAAUCGUAAAAAAAUUAAUUGAAUCUCAGAUUUUGUUUGUCCUCUGUUUUAAAAGGGAUGUCCUGAAACAGUCCACAGUAAUGACCGUAUAAGGAAGAUUGACAUUAGUACUCGUGAGUAUACUGAGUUCAUUCCAUUUUUUUAAAGGCCAGUUUCUUUAUCAUGUCAUGCACUCAUCAAAUACUACCUCACCUCUACCUUGUUGACCCAGUAUUAAACAGUCAGUAAGAUUGAUGCCCCAUGCAUCGCCAAUAAACCAUGCCCCUUUGUGAAUGGUAAAUACCUUCUCCUUUUUGGAUCUUCUACUAAUCUAAAUUCUUAAUGUUACAUUGGGAAAACAAGAUCUACUGUUAGAUUUGCUUGAUGCACACCUUUUUUUAUAUAUAUAUUCAAUAUUAUUCCUUAUGCAUUUAUUCCUAGACUACAAGUAGUCCCUAAUUUUUCUCAAGCAAUAGUAGAGGGAAUAAAAUACCGUAAACUUUCACUUACAAGCCCUGCAUGGGCUUAUACAACUUCAUAAUGGGUUUUAGGUGGUCAUAUCAAAUGGAGGGCUUAUAUCCGCACUAAAUAUCAAUAUACAAUUUUUGAAAUCACUUGCCUUUUUAAUCUUCAAAACAUUGUAAAAAAUCGAAUUCAUUUUAGUGCUAGUUAGAGGGGGGCUUAUAACCAGAUAAAUUUUUUGUUUACAGGUAGAUAGGGCUAUAACUGGGUGGGGGGCGGGGGGGGUCUUUAAAGAGGAAGUUUAUGGUAUGCGAGUGCAUCUUAAAAUGCACACCAGCGAGGAAGGUGACAUGCUCAGGGAAAGGAGAAAUAUUUUCUAUCCUUCCUCUGCUUCGUGCCUCCACUUGCACGUGCCAGUUUUCACUCGACCUCACUUAUUUCACUCUUUCAACUGUCCCUGAAGAAACUGAGGAACAAGUCAUUAAUUAAUCUAUUGCUCCCACACUGUACUACUGUUAUCCUGUUUGCUUUGUAGGUCAGGUAACUACUUUAGCAGGUGGUUCUCAAGGUUACAAAGAUGGAAAAGGGGAAAAAGCAAAGUUUCACCACACAGCAGGUAAGGAAACUGGUUGUUUAAAUACAAGCUGAAACAGUGUGAGAAAAACUGCACAACAAUUUUUUACACUUAAGUUACAGUUAGCGCGUGAACAAGAAAAACAAAUGGCGUGAAUACUCCUCUUUCUAUAAGACAACUAUUCAGUACUAUUUGUGCCUCAACUGAAUCGACUUGCAUCAAUACUGCGGCGCUUAAUCGAGGGCGGCGCUUAGUCGAGUAAAUACGGUAGUUUGUAAGUGGAACUUCAAACUGACUUUAUCUUUUGUGAUUGAGGUAUACUUUUAGCUCUCUUUAUGUCUCUGAUAUCGUUAUUCGUGUACACGAUUUUUGUGGCGUCUUUCCAACUGUUGGUCGGUUUGAUACUUUAAAGCCAAAGCAACAGGCUUUGAACAAAAGCUGUACUAGAAAAUAACCUGCAUGGUAGGCGCCGGUUUCCUUUUCGCCCUAAAAAACCCAGCGUCUGCUAAUCAGGUUAUACUAGAAAAGGUCGAGGAAUACCGGAGAAAGGUGAAGUGUAUCAAAAAAGAAGGAGAGGGAGGAAAUGGUAGAAAUGAGAUCAUCGUAGAAACAAAAGACGUCCUUUUAUCUUUUUUUUCUGUCUUAGGCACUGUCUGAAAAAAAAUGUUCACACGAAGUUACCAUUUUAUUCAGUAAAAGGAAAGAACGUUUUGAAUUUACAUUUGCACACAUCAGUAAUGUAGUAGAAACAUGUAUACCCUCUUUACUGAAAAUUUUUUGCACGUUCAAUAUGAAGUAUUCGACGUAAUUUGUAUCAUUAUUGUCAAACAGGAAUGGCCAUUGAUCUAGAGGAGAGAGUGUUGUAUGUGGCUGAUAGUGUAAGUUAACUUUGUAUGUGAGCCCCUCACCUGCAAAACAGGCGUUAUUGUUUUCGCGUUUUCAGGCGAGCAAAGGCAAGCGCAAACCGAGCGAAGAGCGCCAAACACGCGCAACAAGGGAAGGCGCCUAUCCUCGCACGUGUGUCGCGCUCCACGCCCCCUUGGUGCUUCGUUCGCCCGAAAAACGAGAAAAGAUAACGCCAGUUUUGUAGUCUAGUGAGUUCCAGUUUAGGUGACCUUCGGUUUUAGUUGUCUUAUGCAGUUUAUUUUCAUUUACAUUUUGCAGGGUAAUGACCGCAUAAGGAAAAUUGAUCUUAAGACAGGUCUGUUUUGAUAACUUUUUUUUGUCUUUAAUAGUAUUGCAAAUGCUUUCAGCUCAGAACAUAAAAUGUCCCAAUGAAGUUACAGCUUCUUUAAUCUUUAAUCACCACUUUAAAACUGUGGUGACCCGAGAGACUGUGAAAACGUAGUGUGAUUUUUGCAGCCGUCGUAACCUCGUUUGUGGGCAGUGGGGAGUCUGGAUUCCAUGAUGAUGUAGGAAUGAAAGCCAUGCUGUCCAAUCCCCAGCAACUUGAGAUUGAAAGCUUAAAACGGAGGCUGUUCCUAAGUGACACGGUAUGUUUGCUAACUGUGAACACGUCAUACACUACUAGGCUCUGUAUAAGGUAUAGUUAUGUAUCUAUAAUUAGCCAUGUGGAGGUUGCGAGAAAGACUGGGUUGACCUGUGUAGUGUAGAACAGCACUAUGGGAAAGAGUCGAGAGUCAAAUUUUGACCCACUGGAGUUUCCUGUGCAACUUUGUAAUAGGCAAUAAAAAAGCGAUAGCGUCCUAUGAAACAUUCUCAUGGUGCAAUUAGACACAACAUCGUCCCACUGGCUUGCGCAAACUCAAAAUGGCCAAUCGCAGUUUUAACCCGCAAGCCUUUGCGCUCAAUACGACAGGUCAGUUGGGGUAUUCUUGUUUAAAGUUAGUUGGUGGUCCGUUCUUUAGUAAUACAGAGCGUUCACACGCCCUAAGCAUGUUAUACUUACUAUGCUGGCCUUUACAGGAGUUGUCUGGACUUAAUUAACCCGACUGUGCUACACAAGGGUUAAGAAUACCUAGUCUGCUUCACUUGCACAUUUGUACAUUGUUCCAAUUUACCUUCGUAGGGGGUCCGGCAUUCUCUUAGCCUCCCACUCAGACUUUCUUACGGGCUUCGCCACGCGUGUGAACGUCUGCGUGGAAGGCAAGGCUAUUCUGUCGUUGGGUGCCAGUGAUUGUUAGGAUUUUGAGAACAGUAAUACAAAACUUUAAUUCACUUUUUCCUAUCUUAGUCCUUCACUUUAAAAGGAACGUACCAAUCUAGUGUAUCUUUUGUAAUCCAUAAUUUUGCUAAAAUGGAAGCAAAAAAAAUGCAUCUCACGUCAGUAUAGCUUACGGUUUUUCUAAUAACGGAAGGUCUUUUUCCAGGACAAUCAUGCCAUAAGGAUUAUCUCACUACCAAACGGUAAGUUCAACAACUACAACUACCAAAGGGUGUUUCUUUGCGUUAAUUAAUUUGUCGUCUAUACCAACUGACUAACUAAAUGAAUAAGUCCGCCAAGGGAAUGUGUAACACCGAGAUCAAAUGGCUGUGACUGUGAAUGAUAAAUAAGCUUAAAUAACUGUUUAAAAGACUAGUGAUCUGGCUGCUUAGAGGAUCAGGUGACUAAGAAAGUGAGUCCAUCAGUGCUUGGUUAAUUAGCUAAUCGUACGGCUGUGACUGACUGAUAGGCAGAUUGACUGAAUCACACAUUGAACAUGUGGCUGAUUGCAACGAUUAUUUUAAGGCCAUCCUCUUUUCUUUCUCCGUUUACUGUCGUCCGACCGACCCAAAUUUUUGGCAUUUUCAAAAAAAAAAAAGUAACGACGUAGUUACACCAUUUUUCACUUGAAAUAAUUCUUUUAAUCUGAAAAAUGAGCAUAGUAACAGCACAGAGAAAAACAGCAACAAAAACAUGAACAACAUUUUUCACAGUAUAUUGUACAUUUUGUUAAUCCAAAUAUGUGAAUGUUAACUUUUAACGUCGUCCUGGGGUACCAGGGCCUACUAUUCCGAGACUUCUUGUUAUUUUUUGUAGCUUUUUUUUUUUUCAAUCGCACUGACCGACCCAAUAUCAGGAAACGCAUUCGAUGGUAAACGAAGGAAAAAAAGGGGAUGGCCUAAGCAAGAGAUAAUUUUUUUCUUGUAUAAGACCUUUAUUUAUACCCAUUUUGGACGAAACCUUAACAUGGAGUCCGGGCAAAGAUAAUCCUAAGACUAUCAGCUCCGUUGCAGAUGAUUAAGCUGCUACCUUAAGGUCGUAAGUAGCAAAGAAAUAACGUGCCAUCAAUAUGUGGCAGGAAUCAGCCGACCUGCCAAUCCCGCUCCUAUCAUGCCUAAUUGUCGAAUAUUAACGUGUGAUUGAAUGUGAUGAUACUUUUGUUUUGUUUUGUUUUGUGCUACCAAAAUGGUGACCUUGCGGACAGUCCUUUCAAGAAGUAAAAAAUAUUUGCAUCUCGGCAUACGACAAAAGAUUAAAGCGACAACGCUUGUUGGAUCGGUGGAUUUCUUUAAGAAGAUUGAAAACUAAGAAAAAAUAAUAAGCACAAUGUGAAUUAUAUCAAUUGUUCUGCUGACAGGAGAAGUAAAAACAUUGGUUGGCGGACGUCAAGGGUUCGCUGAUGGUGUCGGAAAAAAGGCAAAAUUGUACCACCCAACUGGACUGUCUCUUGAUGUGCAUUCUGGGAUAUUAUACGUGGCCGAUCAUGUGAGGAUAGUAUUCGCUCCCAGAGUCUUCUCCUACUCGUCCCCUGCAGCGAGUAGGAGAGGACCCUGGGAAUAAAAUUGGAUAUUAUGGUCUUCUCAAUAGAUAGUUUAUGUUCCACGGUUGUUUGCAUAAAAAGCAACGAUUCAGUAGUCGUUUACAUUGUUCUCUAUUUUUGUUUCUAGUUGAAUAAAACUCUAAUUGCAGUUUGAAGAUGAGUACAAAGACCUGCGAAGUUACAGAAAGAGAGGGAAAUUACAAGAACAAAUCGAUGAUAUGAGAAAACACUGGAUACUCUCACCUUCUCAGCCCUUAGUCCCCGAUCAAAGAUUUAUGUGAUGUUUAAAACACGCACAGUAGUGUUGAUCUAAGGAACAAUUCGCGCGAAACGCUAGAUUUUUAAACUAAAUAAGACGUCCUGUAAGUGUUUUGAACAACUUUAAAAGGGUCCGCCGAGUAUUUCAUUGCGAUAGUAUUGCUUAACCGUGUAUUUCUCUUUUUAAUAUACGUUUUUUGAAAAAUGUCAAACAAAAGCAGCCAGCCUUAGCCAUUGUUUGUUGUUCUCUCCACAGUAUAACCACGCGAUACGGACUGUUGAUACAAAGAACGGUACGUUUUUUUAUUUUUUAAUUCUUGUCAAACCAGGAACUUAAAUGACUAUGACUGAUCAAUAAAGAAGGCAAAUUUUAGUGAACGAAGACUUAUGGAUUAUGUUAAUAACCUUAAAGAUUUGCCAAGAACAGACCUUAAUUGCAAUCAAACUUAUGUGGGAAGUUCUUUUCGCGGCGCGUUUUAUCUUGACGGCACGCUAGUUCAGUCAAGUUCCCAACAAGUAUGGUCUGUUACAUCAUUUUUUACCUUAUUUAAUAAGUAAUAUUGUGUUUUCAGGUCGAGUAAAGACACUAGCAGGGAAUGGUCGGCAAGGUUUCAAGAACGGCGUAGGGUCAGAUGCAAGAUUCAAUUAUCCUGAAGGAAUUUAUUUUGACACCGAUCACAAAGUCCUUUAUGUUGUCGAAUUUGUGAGUUCCUUGGUAACAGUUCACGAACAAGUUCAAAAUCCUGUGCCGCGAUAUAGGUCGAGUGCGACCACGUGUUUAAAUUGGACUGGAAUAUCGACCACCUGACUUCCUCACACCCUCCACUGAGUGAUGUACACGCAGAUCCAGUGGCAGAUCCAGGGGAAGGGGGUGCCGGGCUCCCCCUUAUUUUUAGACCAAACUGAGGCCCGAAGGGCCGAAAAAAGGAAAUUUCAUACCGGGCUCUCCCUUUAUCUCAAGAUAUGGAUGACCGGGCCUCCCCCUUAUCUGACGGUCUGGAUCCGCAACUAACACGUGCAGGGGUUGUUCGAUCACCAGCUAAGACCAAAACGUGUCCAUUGUUAAUGUCCAUUGUUAAAUGUCCAUUGCCCCUUUCAUAUCAGAGCAUGCGCAUUCAGGCUGAAUUAGAGAGAGUGCAAAACAUUGACUUUAAACUUAACAUAGGAGCAUCUGCAAAUAAUCUACCAUUUCACUCCCCCUGGUAUAAGAUAGACUGUGUUAAAAUCUCCUUUUCAUAUUUAAACAUGUUUCAAAAGUUUGUCAGCCAUAAGGAGUCCCGUGAAAGCAAAUUUACCCUUUUACUUUUCUGUGUUUUCUAUUUUAUGCUUUAGGAUAGCAACGCCAUCAGGAUGGUUACUCCAAACGGUCUGUGACAUUAAAUCUUUGCUCAACUGGUUUUCAAUCUUAGCUGUUAUUUAUUUGGCGGAGAAUCUGAACAUCACGUGUUUGUUUAUCUACAGGUAAAGUCAGCACGCUGGCUGGCGGUACUGAGGGCUUCCGUGACGGAGUAGGUACUCAAGCCCAGUUUUUUCAUCCCACUGGACUGACGUUUGACCACAGGAACAAAGUCAUUUACGUCACAGAUCAGGUGAUAUUAUAUGCCGCUCACGAUGGGCCAUUUCCGAAUAGCCACAAGUCUCUAUUCCAAAACGAGGCUAAGUGCAAAGACUUUGAUAGGAAAACAAGUUUCAUUUUCCCUUCUAGCUACAGCAGAGGCCUCUUUUCCCUGGUGGGAAAAGAGGCCUCUGCUUGCAAGGAAAAACUCAUUUUUCUUAAGAAAGAUUUUACUCUAGGCCUAGCUUUGAAAGUGAGGGUUUUUGAAACUUGGAAAUCAUAGGCCUUUUUUAGAUAUAUUAUUAUCCCCGAAGAUUUCGUUUCGCAAAAAUGCGCAAUGCAGGUGGCAGAUAUAUUUAUUCUCUAAACUGUGCAGUGGAACUUCAUAAAUUUUCGCAGUUUGACAAGGCCGUAUAAAAAUAUAGUCACUUGAGAAAUGCCGUGAUCUUACGAAAAUUGAAACGUCUCUAGGUAGAAACAGGAAAGGGAGCAAAUGUUCUAAUAUUUGGUCCUAGCAUUGAGCAAACAGCAUGUGGAUCUUCCCUCUAUGAAUUCGUGCUCCUCGUUUGUUUUUUUCAUAGUACAAUCACAGAGUAAGGAGUAUCAGCGGCGUUGGUUCAUCAGUCGUGGAUCCCAACAAAUCUGGUACGUUGCCACUUAUUGUUAGUCUCAGUCUUGUCAAAUUGUGCGCUCCAAGCCUCAUCCAAAAGCAACUAGCGCAGAGGAAUGGACACGAGAAAGGACGAACAAAAGUUAGAGGAAUUCAGAGGAGUUGCCAUCUCUGCCCUUCUCUUCUUCCUUUCUAACCCGGAUUAAGAUGCCUAUAGAGGAGGCUAGCGCGUUCCAGGGUGGGACAUUUGUCAUCAAGGCUCUGCCUGGGGGUUAAAGGACUUAGCUUAAUUGAGAAGAAAUUUGGGGAUUUAAAAAGUCGGGAUUAAUUUAAUAGUUCUAUAGCCCAGUCAAUACCUGGACCCGUGCCAAUUCGUCUCACCGUGGUGCAUUUGCAGUUGUCAAAAUGAAAAAUUAACUGGGGGAUAAGGAGGGGGGACAUAGAUGGAAUGAACCUGAGCCAUCAGGGACAAUCUAAUAUCAGGCCUUUGCCAAUCAGGAUAAGCACAUUUCUAGUUAAUCUUAAAUAGUCCCUAAUUUUUGUCAGAGAAAGUAGAGCGAGCGAAAACGCCAGAAGAGGCGAAACGUAGACUGCGAGCAGUGUGUCUUUUUCUUCAGAUUUAGUGAGGGGGGUACUCGCGCGAGCGUGGUCAUUUUCGCGCCUCGCGCGUUUCGCUCGACGGACUAAGGAAAAGAGAGCCUGCUCGUAGUUUAGGCGAAACGCAGAGAUAUCUUACCCCUACCCCCGAGGGAAGCGAUGGACUACAAGUAGUCCCAAGUCAAAGCUUAAUAUUAAUCAUGGCCUAUUUUGUUCAUUGAUCUCCUUUUAUUUUCAGUUCUUUCCAAGACACUUCAGAAGGCACAGAGUUCUCCUUAUUUAUUUGCAUGUUUAGUGCUGUCUGUCAUUUUAUGUAUCUUCAUUUUUUUGCGCUUUCGACGAAAUCGACGGUAUUUCAGCAGAUUGUAGUUUGUGACCAUGUAGCGAUUAAGUAAUUUAAACUUUUUAAGAUAUGUAUUUUUUGAAUAUCUUUUUACCAGACUUUGUAAUUUUUUUAAGAAUAUAUUAUUAUCAUAGAGGAUCAGGUCCUCCAUUUUCCUUUGUAUUCUCGCUACUACUCGGUCCGAUAGCAGAGAACCGUUGGUGAGAGCAGUGUGUGCGAUCAAGUGGGUGGGUCAAAUACUGUUUCAUCCCAGCUCAUCUUAUAAAAUCGUUAUUUUGUUUAAAAAAAUCAAUAUGGCCGUUACACAUACCCGGGGGAAUUCUGUUUUGCAAACCGCCAUUGCAGAAGAGGUUCAUAAUCAUUUCAUACUUUUGUGAUAUGUAAUAGACGGCACCAUUCAAAACUAAUCCAGUGCUUAACAGCUUUCAUUAAAUUAAUGAUU